Daucus carota subsp. sativus is the source of this 953-nucleotide messenger RNA. Its product is annotated as putative germin-like protein 2-1. Gene Ontology annotation, cellular component: cell wall. Lineage: Eukaryota; Viridiplantae; Streptophyta; Magnoliopsida; Apiales; Apiaceae. Gene Ontology annotation, molecular function: manganese ion binding. Bases 117 to 785 code for a protein of 222 amino acids. The record is from RefSeq and is a predicted model, not a curated record. The transcript is spliced from 2 exons.
GACACUGUCCAUUUCUUCACAACUCAACUCAACAAGCUCAUCAUUUCUUAACCUUUAUCCAAAUCUCCAAUAUUAUAGAUUACAAUUAUAUAUAUCUAAAAGUUUAAGUACUGAAUAUGGUUUCUUCUUCCGCCUCCAUGAUUCUUUUCAUUUGUUUCAUUGCAAGUGCCAUGACUUGCUCUGUUUUUGCUACUGAUAACAAUCCUCUUCAGGAUUUCUGCGUUGCUGAUGCUAAUAACCCAGUGGUGGUUAAUGGACUAGUUUGCAAGGACCCCAAGGUGGUCACUGAAAACGACUUCUUUACCAAUGGAUUGAACGUAGCGGGUGACACUUCAUCAAAUCUAGUCGGUUCAAAUGUAACAACAGUUAAUGCUGCUCGGAUUCCUGGACUCAACACCCUUGGCAUUACUCUUGUUCGUAUCGACUUUGCACCAUGGGGAAUCAAUGCUCCACACACCCAUCCUCGUGCUACUGAAAUUUUGACAGUCAUUCAAGGUACAUUGAGGGUUGGAUUUGUCACUUCGAACACAGAAAACCGUCAUAUCACCAAAGUCCUUAACGUAGGUGAUGUGUUUGUGUUCCCGCAAGGACUUAUCCAUUACCAACAGAAUAUCGGAUAUGGGAAUGCAGUAGCAAUUGCUGGCCUUAACAGCCAAAACCCUGGAGUUAUCACCAUUGCCAAUGCUGUGUUUGGCGCCAAUCAAGAUAUAUCCGCUGACAUUCUUGCCAAGGCUUUCCAGCUAAACAAAAACACAGUCAAAGACUUGCAGAAGCUAUUUGAUUAAGAUGAUUAACGUAAUUUACUGAAUAAAAUUGUGGCUGUUCAGCCGCAGUUUAAUUAUUUCUCAUUGUUAUUUGACAUUGUUGCUUUUAAACUUUGUAUUUUGUUGCUUUGUAUCAAGCUUGAAUAAAAACUCAGCUGUCUGAGGUUGUUUUAAUAUAUGAGCCGAUCU